AUGGUGAUGGUGAAGCACCCUCUGCGGGAGCCUCACGUCAAGCUGCUCGGCCUCCCCGUCGGUGACUACGUGGUCCGAGUUCGCUGCCGUUCUCACAACUACGGCCUGUGGAGCAGAUGGAGCUCCACGCUGCUGAUGAGCAUCCCCGCCAGGCCGCCCGCAGGUAAACUCCUGGUGUUGAUUCUGGUGUCAGGAGUUGGUGUCGUGGCCCUGCUGGUCAUCGCUUUAGGGAUCAUUCCUCAGAGCAGAAGAAUAAAAGACUACUUCCUGCCGCCCAUUCCAAAGCCGCGGAUCAUCGGCAUCGACCCGCUGCUCCUCAAGAAGGGGAACUUGGACGAAAUCAACCAUCACUUCAGUAACUUCCACAGCUACAGACCUCCGAGCUACACGGAAGAGGUUUGGGACCCGGUCAGCGCCAACGACGUCUACCUCACCACGCCGAAGGACUGCAGCGUCCCAGCCGACUCCACGGAUGGCCAGAGGGACGCCUUGAUGGUCUCGUGCGACCUGACGCCUGUGGGCGCCAGAAACCAUCUUACAACCCAACACCCGACGUCGUAUGUGCAGUCACCGUACUGCUCCCCGCCCGCCGACGCCUUCGCCCCAGUGUUGAACGUGCUGUCCUCUUGGCCACGGCCUGAGAUCGUGUCUCUGCCAGGGACAGAGUACAGUGUGAUGGGACAUCUGGGCCGUCCAGACGCCGUCCCUGCUCCCAUUUCCACCAGCCGGUCUCCGCAAGACUUCUACACCUGCGUCCAGCUCAUGAACGAAAGCGGCGAGGUGCACCUGGUGCCGUGUCUGCCACCGCCGCCGUACUGCCAUGAUUUCCCGCCUCCCCCGAAGGUCGACUUGGAGGAGAAGAAGAAGAAGAAGCCCGCCGACUGCCAGGCAAGGAAAAACGUGAUGAAAGAAGGCGAGGCAGAGCGGAGCGAGGCGGCAGUCCCUUUGCUGCCUGUCGCCGUCGACAACAAAGGCUGAGCUGAAAAAAGCGACUCCUGCUGCACUUCAGAGAAGAAUACGUUGACUUUCAAACAGGAAGUACACCUGCAGGACAUCGGCCGCCAAAGAGCCUUUUUUUUUAGCUCGCAAACGUCCCAGCGCCACUUCGAAAACAAGUCAACAAACUGUUUUUGACGACCGAAAAAACUGCAAUGCAAACUCCACCAAACACCGUUUGUGGCGUUGCGUUUGUUUGUAAAGUUCCUUUGGACCUCAACUCGUCUCUCUUUUUGGUAACUCUGCUCACCGAAGCUGCCGACGACGAAGCCAGAGCCAAUUUCAGCUGAACAAAUUCAAAAUCGAGAGCAAAAAACAAAGCGGAAUCACCACAAACCGUAUUAAUGGGUAAUGAAGUCUUUUAGGGCC
Plectropomus leopardus (leopard coralgrouper) is the source of this 1365-nucleotide messenger RNA. NCBI's taxonomy places the organism in Eukaryota, Metazoa, Chordata, Actinopteri, Perciformes, Serranidae. The record is from RefSeq and is a predicted model, not a curated record.